AUGUUUGAACGUUUGAGUCCAGGAGAUGCCAGGCGGCUCCGUAUCUGCGAGAGAACAAACCUGCUCUUGGUUGAAUUUAACACAGUCUCUUGUUCCAGCCGGAGUACCAUGGAGCCUGGAAUACCCUGGACUGGACAAAGCUACAGUUCCCCUUGGAUGUACCACAGCAUGGCUGGGCAGUACACGCUCAUGGAGAAGCAACUCGUAUCUGAUUAUUCUCCCUGCCGGCGGCGUCCUGGCCCCCGUGUAUUGCAGGAUUCAACCAACUGGCACGAUGGCCAGCUCCCAUCCCGUUGGGGCCUGCUGAAGCAGGAGGGCCAUUGGCCCUCAGGGAAAGAGCUAAGCAGGGCAGCAUCUUCCCCGAAGGCCCGAAGGCAGCAGAGCCCUACUUACGAGGGGCUACAUUCAGCCUGCAGGAGGGAUGCCACCUGGGGAGCCAGUCACACAGCCAAGGAAGGCUCAAGAGGCCUCGCUGGAGGUCCUGCUGCAAACUACAGGUGGAAUCCAGGAGUCCCUGCCAAGAACAAGGGUGAUCUCCCUGCCCGGGCACCCCCAAGCUAUGAAGCCCACAUGCUCUUACGCCUCCGGGCAGGGCAAGGCCCUCGCAAGGAAAACUGGCCAUGCCCCCCACCCUAUGUUGCUCCCCCAUCCUAUGAGGCACCCCACCGCACGGUGCAGCCCCAGCAACGGGCAUGCAAGGAAGCCCCAGCAGCGAAUCAGAUCCAAAGGGAAACCCCCAGGAAAUGCCGGGAGUUGGAGAGAGUAGAGGCCUGUGAGUCAGGGCCUUUGACUCACCGCCCUCCUGGGAGGAAGGCAGGGAGAUGCCAGGCUAAAAUGUCAGGUGGCUGGAGCUACCUCUCAGGAGCCAGGACGUGGGGGGGCCCAAGGAUGCAGUCGGAGCGAGAAGAGUCCUCCUAUGGCUUGGUGCCUGGCUGGAAUGUGAGCCCCCAAUACCAAAGCCACACCCUGCCUCGGGUCAAGAAGAGGAGUAAGGGGGCACCAGUGCCCUGCCUUGCCCUCCCGAGUGGUCCCUCUCAGCAUAUGCUCCCUGCGGGUUGGGGGUUUAGUCAUGCAGCUGGUUGGCCUGGCGCCCUGGAGAAUCGGAGCAGAGCAGCAGAUAAGCCUAGCAGAGACCUCUUGCCCAAGUGGAAGGAGCCGAGCCAGGCUAAGGAACCCGGAGGGAGCCAGGCCGCUUUUGCUAAGCCAACACCGCAGAGGCGGGGCGGUCUGUUUGUAAUUGACGCCACGUGUGUGGUGAUCCAAGCCCACUACAUCCUGCCCCCCCGGACGGAACACGUCCGCUACUUAGGCCAGGAGAGCCCACCUGAGAAGGUUGAAGCGGCUGCGCCCCCCUGCUCUCCGGCCCCUGCCUCUCUGGAGGAGAGAGCUGCUCGCAUCUUGGGCCUCUCCUUGAGUGAACUGGGAUUCCCAGAGGCAGGAGGGGAAAAUGCCUUGGGGCCAGGGAGCCUUGAACAUGGGGCUGGGGAGAGCGGUGCAGUAGAUGUGGGUGUACCUGGGGAUGGAACAGGGCAGCUUGGAGGGGCUCCUUCUGCCCCCGCCAGCCCCAGGAAACCCUUGCCAGCAACAACCCCCAGCAGUUUCGAGGUUGGGCUGCCAGAGCUUGGGCCAGGUUGCCCUGACAAGAGAGGGAUGGCAAUUCCUUGCCAGGAAGGGGGUUGCUUCCGGCAAAGUGAAGGACAGCCAGCGUUACCCACACAAAGCAGAUCCUACGUCUGGGAUCUGAAGGAAGCCAUGUCGCGGAUCCGCCGGCACACAGCACCGGACUCGGACUCAGAUGAGGAGAUGGAGAAAGAAUGCCAGCCAGCCUGUGGGAGACCGGUGCGGAGAGGGCAGCUGCAUGAAGGGGCUCUCUCCUACAGCAGCAGCAGCAGCAGCAGCCUUGACAGCAGCAGUUCCAGUGCCACGGUGGUGCCAGGGCCUGCCACGCCCUCCCCGAGCAAUGGACCCGAGGAGACGACUGGUUCAGAGCCAGCUGUGAGCAGGAGGGAGGCCAAGCCGGGCCCAACAGUGCCAAAAGAACCCUGA
Messenger RNA from Elgaria multicarinata webbii, 2046 nucleotides. RefSeq names its product dendrin (gene DDN). Lineage: Eukaryota; Metazoa; Chordata; Lepidosauria; Squamata; Anguidae. The record is from RefSeq and is a predicted model, not a curated record. The transcript has 3 exons. Bases 1 to 2046 code for a protein of 681 amino acids.